GAGAGAGAGGGAGGGAGGAAGGAACAGAAAGUUUAUGUACAUAAACCUUUUUUUUUUCAGAAAAGUAUUGUUGCACCUGGUAGCUAGCUUUACUGACACAGAAAUGAGAGGUCUGCUCAGUGCUUAAAUAGCUGAGAAACAAUGGGAUAGUGCGGGAAAGUUAACAAUUAACAGUCUCAGCUUAAAUUUUGUAACUGCAGGGAACUGGAAACACAGCUGCCUCUCUCUUCAACAAAAUCAGGUCUCCUGGUAAAGGGAAGAAUUUCUGUUAACAUCUUAGUUUCUGAAAAAUAAGCAGCUCCAAGUUGAAUGAGUAUCAUGCCGUUACGGUUUUAACCAGCCUGCUCGUGUUUAACUAUCUCUGCUCAUUUUAAAGAGAGAGGCUGAGAGAGGGGUAACGAGGCUUUUGAAAUGCUUUUUACUUUACUUUUUUAAAUGAGGGUACAGGGCAGAAAAGGGAGCUGAAGGCAUCCGGCUGAAGAGAAGCAGCAGCGAGGAAGAUGGGUCUGCUAAGUGUGGAUUUGCUGAUCACGCUUCAGAUCUUGCCGGUCUUUUUCUCCAAUUGCCUCUUCCUUGCGCUCUAUGACUCUGUGAUCCUCCUGAAGCACAUGGUGCUGUUUCUGAGCCGGUCUAAGUCUGGGCGCGGUGAGUGGCGGAGGAUGCUGACCUCGGAGGGGCUGCGCUGCGUCUGGAACAGCUUCCUCCUGGACGCCUACAAGCAGGUCAAACUGGGAGGAGAAGCCCCAAACUCCAGUGUAAUCCACAUAGCCAAGGGCAGUGAUGGCAGCAGUAGCAGCUGGAAGAGUGUCGGUAGCAAGUGUGGAACCAAAUGCCACCUUCUGGAUUUUGCCAACUCUGAGCGGCCACUGGUGGUCAACUUUGGUUCAGCUACCUGACCACCGUUCACAAGCCAGCUGUCAGCCUUCAGCAAGCUGGUGGAGGAGUUCUCCGGUGUGGCUGACUUUCUGUUGGUCUACAUUGAUGAGGCUCACCCGUCAGAUGGCUGGGCUGCUCCUGGAAUCUCUCCCUCUUCGUUUGAAGUUAAGAAACACAGGAACCAGGAAGACCGAUGCGCAGCUGCUCACCAGCUCCUCGAGCGCUUUUCCUUGCCACCUCAGUGCCAAGUGGUGGCUGACUGCAUGGACAACAAUGCCAAUGUGGCCUAUGGGGUUUCAUUUGAGCGAGUGUGCAUAGUGCAGAGACAAAAAAUCGCCUACCUUGGAGGCAAAGGGCCCUUUUUCUACAAUCUGCAGGAGGUUCGACUCUGGCUGGAACAAAAUUUCAGCAAAAGAUGAAAUCCAUUCUCUACAGAAGUUAUGUCAACAGAUGUGUCCCCUUAAGGUGAUGUAAAAAGGGAAACAAAAGAAAACAUGCUGGUUUGAAUAAGACCUUUCAGAUGAUUGCAGGAGAACACACUUGAUAGCAAGGUGAAACGAACAUUAACUAGGAAAAGAAAAUAAAACAAAAAACUCCACAGAAACAUUAUUGUAUGGAAAAAAUACCACUCCUGUGCUCGCUAUGGGACAGAAGAGAUGAAGAGGCUUCUGUGAAAAGGUGCUGCUGGCGAGCAGGAAGAGUGGUGACCCAGGAAUCUGUCUCAUGAAGUGUCCCUGGGGUGAGCCAGAAGCCUUUCUGCUUGGAAGGCAAUCCAUGGAAAGGCAAUGCCGUGCAUUUUCAUCAGAGACGCUUCUUUAGCCUCCUGUAGCCACUGCAAGCCACCUGGGAGGAGCCAGGGGGCUUGCCAUUACUUUGCAUAGAAAUGCAGUAGAGUGUGGCAAUUGUCCUCAGAUUUUAUUGUUCAGAGACUACAAGAACCACCAUACAAUGCAUUGUGUAUGCAGGCUGGCUGCGCAAAUCAAGACUAAACAUUGUAUGCUGGAAUUUGUAGUCUGUGAAUGCCUCUGCACAGUAUAUUAACUACGUAAUUCUAUCUAUAUGUUUGUACCCAGUAUGCAGGCCAGUGCCUGCUGAGAAAGAUGUUAAAAUCUACAGAGUUGGACCAAAAAGACAAAGGUGAUCAAAUGAGCCUAUUACAAUUUGAAAGCUAAAAAACCCAGGCUAUUUGUAACAAAACAGUAAGAACCUCCUAGAGGUUCCUCCUAGAGGUCUCAUCAUGAGACCAAACUCAGCUGAUGCCAACCAAGCCUCAGUUCUCAGAGCUGACAACACACAUUUAUCAAUAUUCUCUGGUUCUCUUCUCUCUUUCUUUACUCCCUUGAUCUCUUUCUGUCUAGCAAUAGGCUUAAAGGUAAUUUCAUUUUUAGCUUUUUAAAAAAUAACUUAUUUCUCUCUUUUAUUUUUAUUUUACAUAAUGAUCUUACAGAUGUAUUUGGGGGGACGGGGGACUUAUACACAACUUUACCUCAUUUAAAUGGAAACCUAUCCUGUCAUUUACCCUGUUAAAUGUAGUCAUGCUGAUUUUUGCUAUCUGCUUAACUGCAACUAGUUUAUAGCUAGGUUAGUUUGCCUGGAAGUUAAGUUGUUUGCAGCCUCACAAUUGAUUAGCUGCAGUUCUGCUAUCUGGUGAGGUGAUAGUCUGUUUCACUUGUGUUCUCAAAAGCCUUCCCAGAAAAACAGGGUGAAAAAAUAGUGUGAAUUAAUGUGAGUAAGUCCAAAAGAUGGCCGAAUUUUCAUACAAAUGGGUUUGAGGAAUUAUUAAUUAUGUUUAAAGAGAUACUGUCAACUUAGUAUACAUUAAGUUUAGGUAUUUCUAAAACUAAAAUGAUUUAAUCAAGCCUGAUGAAAAGGCAAGUUUACAAUGAGCUAACCCAUUAGAGCUGACAAAUGAAAACCCAUAAGUUGAUGCCUAUCCAAGUUUUCUCUCAACUUUGGCAAAAAUAUGAAACAGAUAAACAGGGUAAGUGGCAAAAAUCAAAUUAGUUCUUUUAAUUUCUCAUUUUGCCAGUUGUCAGGAACAUGAUGUAUUAGUACUAACACAGGAAAGAACAGAAAAUAGAUACAUAAAUAUUUUCAUUUUCACAAUGUACCUUUAAUAUUGUGUAUUUCUUCUUGCUUGGCUGUUGGUCAACUUAGCCAAUGUACAAGGCUUUUGGAAAUGUAUUUUCCAGAACAGAUCUGAAAUAAUGGCGUAACAUGAGUGAUUUCUCCCAUAUUCAGGUUCAUGCUUCCCUUCUCACAUUUUCCUCUACAUUCAGUUAAACAUAUACAGAUACACACACAGAGUUUCGUAAUGUGUAUCAGAGAAGGGUGUAAAGAAUGGUCUUCAGACCUUCUAGUGAGCUUCACUUCUCAGAAGGUGCGUGUCUCUGUGUGUGUGUGUGAAUAUGUCAUAAGACCAAUAAUAAUAAUUAUUCUGUUCUCCCAUUCACUAAUGUUACUGUAACACAUUGCUCAGUGUGGAGGAUUGUUAUACAUUUUCAUGACUAACUGGGAUAUAUAACUGAAAUUUUUAAACCUAAUAUCAUAGAAACAGUAACAUAGCCAAACUAUGUGAUUUAUUUAACCCAGUGUCCUACCUCUGAUUGUAUCAGAUGCUUCAGGGGAAGGUGCAAUAAUUUCUUCUGGAAUUUUCAUUAGCUUCAGCCCUUAUUAUUUUAGUCUUGUCUAAUGUGAUAUCAUUGAUAUCUCAUCAUCCUUAUGAGAAGCUGAUCAUGAGUUUUGAGACCUAAAUAUUUCUUGAGAUGAGAAAAACUAAAAUCAAACCCCAUCAUGUUUAAGAACAAAUAGAAACAGAUGUCUUUUUCAGAUUUAAAUUGGCUGCUUUUCAAUGUCAUUCUCAUCUCUUGCUCUUCUAUGCUAAAACAGUAUAAACAGGAGAGAUCCCAAUUUUUCUUCUGAAUGUCAGUAAUUAUGUACUCUAUAUAGAAAUACAGUUUUUGUUUCUUAAGUCAAACAACAGUUCUUAUACAGGUUCAUAUUCUUUGCCUGUCUCUGAUUCUCUUCUGUUUUCACUGCGCUGUCCUUUUACUCAGGUGAUUAAGCUGUAGACAUUACUCCAAGUGAAAAUAUGUAUUUGUAUACCCAGCACAGCAUCUUUUCCUUAUUACAUCCUAUUCUUCAGUCAUCUGAAACUUUAUUAAUCCAUAGCAACUCUGUAGCCUUUGUAAAACUUGAACUAGUAAGUCUUUUCUUUCUCUCUUCUUUUCCCCAUCAUACAGUUGGAGUCUGAACUGUUUAUCCGGGAAAUGCUAGCCAAAUGUUUAGCACAGCUGUUGAAACAUACCUUUAGCUCGGAGGAAUGAGUCUGAGUUAGUAAUUCUGAGUUAGUUAAUACCCUUUGCAUAUCUAAAGUUACAGUUAUUUUUCAAGGCCAUUUUGUCCUUCCGUUUGAAUUUCCAUUAUUUUGUCUUGUUAUUCAUAGAUGCCUGUUCAUCGCACAGUAUAAAGGAAUUAUGAAAUUGGCUCCUGUAAAUGGGAAAUCCACAAGGAUUUUCCACAAGAAAAAAUACACAAUAACUUCAUUUCUCUCUUGGCAACUUGAACGCAUUACCCUGCCCAAAACUUAAAGAUAAUUCAGCCUCACUGAUUAUCAAGACUGUAAUGCAUUUUGCAAAUCCUAAAAUUUCCCCAGAAAAAUUGUGGUCAGAAAGCAGGGGAAGUAUUUCAAAGAGAAAUGGACUUAGAGGAAAAAAAUAUCUUUUAUAAGUGGCUGAUAGACGUACAAGCUCUUCAUUUUUUUGUUGACAAAAUUAAAACAUUUUCUAGAAAUGGUUCAUGCAUUAUCCUCAGUUAUUGAUAGAAGAGGCCAUAUGUUAAAUACCUGAAAUUAUUGAAAGAGAGGGCUGUUUUGAGUCCAGGCAGAAAUUUUGCUACCUUGCCAGCAUCAUACUUCACAAUUGGUCUAGUCUGCUGUGAGGCUGGAUUUGCUUUUGUCUCUUAUUCUUACUGUUUGAGGGCACUAAAACAUAUUACUUGAGGUGCUUCAGUGUGACAUACAUAUUAAGCAAUAGCUCACAAAAUAGGUGCCUGAAAGUAUUCUGGAAGGCUACUGUAUAUAAUAGAGACCCCAAUACUGUGUCUCAACAUUAGUAUGGGAACCUUCCAGUACUUUUUCAUUUUGAGCAAGGUAAAAAGCUACUCUGGGCUAUCAUUCUACAUUGUUUUGUGCUUAGCGUAAUUUAUUAAGCACUGUAUAAAAUGAAUGUAAAACAUUUUGUACAGAUGAAAAUGAUAGCAUUUUGCUCUUGUUUGUGUAGACAAUGACAUAAAUUUAAGACAGCAGGAAAACAUGCCCUAUUAAAAUGAAAGAAAUAUAUUAUGAAAUAUAUUGUUGAACAAGUGUCUGAAAAACAAAAUGCAAUAAUUUUUAUGAAGGUGAUCUUGGGAAACCCACAAAACUUCUCAAAAAGGUAUCAGUGCUAUGCGUUCAGUUGUGUGUGGGGAGGGAGGUUAUAUUUCUGUAUGUGUGAAAGUGGCUUUUCUGUGAUGUGGAGUGUAGGUUUAAGAGUUUUUACGACUUUCAGUACUAUAACCAAAGCAAUAAGAGGUAUCAGGUAGGGAAUAUUGGCCAGUUUUGUUCAACUCUACACCAUAUCUGUGCCAGAUCCAUAUUCAGUGAUCUCUGGCCGCAGUUUGGAAUCUUCAGAGAAGAGAGAUUGGGGUGAGACAAUGAAUGCUUGUGUGCUUAUGAAGAUCGCUAACAAAAGAGUAAUUAACUCAGUUGGCGUUCCGAUGUCCUCACACUGGCAUUCCUCUGUGCACCUUAGUGUUUCUGUAUUUGAAAGAGGGGUCUCGCUGUGGCCGUUAAUAAGAUCGUCGGGUGUAGAUGCCUUUGUGUACUGACUAUGUGUGUGUCAUUGUUUAAAUGUCAAAAAUACCCUUUGUAGGAGAGCCAGCAAAAUUUUGUUACACUAUGGUGCUCCAUGAAAUGUGCUUUCUAGAUUUGUUUUUCUUGUAUUAUAAUAAACAAUAAAGGAAAACAUAUCU
Messenger RNA from Calidris pugnax (ruff), 5886 nucleotides. RefSeq names its product deiodinase, iodothyronine, type II (gene DIO2). The transcript has 2 exons. The record is from RefSeq and is a predicted model, not a curated record. Gene Ontology annotation, molecular function: thyroxine 5'-deiodinase activity. NCBI's taxonomy places the organism in Eukaryota, Metazoa, Chordata, Aves, Charadriiformes, Scolopacidae.